Messenger RNA from Oikopleura dioica, 366 nucleotides. The record is from the annotation of a GenBank genome assembly. Lineage: Eukaryota; Metazoa; Chordata; Appendicularia; Copelata; Oikopleuridae.
AUGACUACUAUCGCUAAGCAAGGGUACUUGAAGUACGGACAAUAUCUCCAGAUCCUCGGAGUCUCCGUGAACGCUGCGGAAGGAGAGAUUGAUAAGGCCUUCGCAAAGGCAACAGCGGACUUCAAACUCAAGCAGGAAGCUUUCAAUGCUUUGAAAAAUGGGCACCCCGUAAUUAUUCUUUCGAUUGGGAGUUCAGGUCGGGACGUCCGAUUCAAUGCCGUGGUAGAAGAAAUUGCUCGCGACGGAAGUGCCUCCAAUCAGCAAGUUCUUACCAGCACAGGCGUCGAAGGCCAUCCGCAGAACAUCAAGUACGCCAUGGCAUCAGAAUAUCGGAACUAUGUGCGAUUUAACAUCUCCCUCCUCUAA